GCAUCUGUGACGCCAUCUCGGCGCGACUCUUCAUUUCCUUAGAGUUAGCUGGCUUCUCCGCUUGAGCUAUGCCGAAAGUCGUUUCCCGGUCGGUGGUCUGCUCUGACACCCGGGAUCGCGAGGAAUAUGAUGACGGCGAGAAGCCCCUCCAUGUCUACUAUUGUUUGUGCGGCCAGAUGGUCCUGGUGCUGGAUUGUCAAUUAGAGAAAUUACCUAUGAGGCCUCGGGACCGGUCUCGCGUGAUUGAUGCUGCCAAACAUGCUCAUAAGUUUUGUAACACGGAAGAUGAGGAGACUACCUAUCUUCGGAGGCCUGAGGGCAUUGAACGUCAAUACAGAAAGAAGUGUGCAAAGUGUGGGCUGCCGCUCUUCUACCAGUCCCAGCCGAAGAAUGCACCUGUAACGUUCAUCGUGGAUGGAGCAGUAGUGAAAUUUGGUCAAGGCUUCGGGAAAACCAAUAUAUAUACUCAGAAGCAAGAGCCUCCUAAGAAGGUGAUGAUGACCAAGCGGACUAAAGACAUGGGCAAGUUCAGCUCUGUUACUGUGUCUACCAUUGAUGAGGAAGAAGAAGAGAUAGAGGCUAGAGAAGUUGCCGACUCCUAUGCACAGAAUGCCAAAGUGAUUGAAAAACAGCUGGAGCGCAAAGGCAUGAGCAAGAGGCGACUGCAAGAGCUGGCUGAAUUGGAAGCCAAGAAAGCAAAAAUGAAAGGGACUCUGAUCGACAACCAGUUCAAAUAAUUCAGAUCUUUCUGAGUUCAGACUGGAGGCCGGCACUUAGAUCAAGAUGAAAGAGCUUCUUGAUUUCAUGGUCUCGUUUCUGUGUCCCAGGAAGAAUCUUUCUGACCAUCCCAUUGAGUUCCCUGCAUUGUUGUUCUUGUCUUUUACUGAAAUCCUUGACUCCAUUUCACUUGCUUUCUAGGAGGUAGAUUGUUUUCAAAAUCUUUGUAUAAAGUAAGUUUUCUGUCUUACUUGUCUUUGAGACAAGUUCCUGGUACACACUGGAGGACGGCCUUGAACUUGUGAACCUGCUGUCUUAGCCUCUCCGGUGCUGUAGCUGCAGGAAUGCACCACCGUGCCUGGCUUCCCUGUCGGUCCUCUUCUAUGAUGUCUUUAGGGCUAGAUAAGUCUCUAGUUUCUAAGGUUGGUGGAUUUUUUAUUUCGUCUUUAAAAUUUUUGAAAAAAAAUAUGGUAUGAGAGGAAAGUUGCAGGAAUUAAAAUUAAUUCCUUCUAAUUUUUAAAAGGUGGAUCCUUUUAAGAGAUUCUGUCUCUGAUCUUCAAACUAUCCUUAGAAUUAACUAGGGUUUGAAUCAUUCUCUUGUCGUCAGUAGAAAUCAGUUAGAAACCCGAAUCUGCAGAAAAAUUUCUUUACUUAAAAUAGUAGAGUUAUAUGUGAGCCAUGCCAUAUGAAACUACAGAAUCAAAGAAGGAAAAGCCAUGUGGCUGGGGGUGUAGCUCAGUAAUGGAGUACAUGCUAGGCAUGUGUGAGGACAUCCCCAGCACCAAAAACAAAAAAAGAGAAAGAGCCAGAUUGCCGAUGCAGGGGUAGGGUAGCUCAGGUCUGAAUGAAAAUAUGGCCUUGCUAAGUAACCCAAAGGAGCUAGUCAGUCAGCUGGGAGAAUUACUGUGAGUACACAGGAGGGGGCAUAGUGAGAGUAGAUUAUCUGUUGGGUGUCUUGUUUUCCAUUUGCUAUGUGCAGAAGCCUGUUUGAAGUGUGUCAUUCCUUCAGUGAUGUCAGUAUCCACGUGGUUCUUCCCAUAUUCCUAUCUGUUUGCCUGUAUUGCAAGGCGUGAGGAAACAUGGAGUGUGUUGCCCUCCUGGUGUUAUCUCUGACCAAUUGCACUUUUAAGACUUGUUUGUGAGGUGCUGUCGGGAAGUCAUUUUCUUUGCCUUUUUUUCUGAUUUCAUUACUUGCAGGGAAAAGUAGGCUAGAGUGGAUGUACAGUUGAGCUCGCAAAAACUGGGCCAAAGAGGAUUGGGAAUGCUGGGAAUGCACAGACUGGUACCAUGUUACCACCUUCCCAGUUACUCCGCAGCCAGUGAAUGGGAUCUUCCUUUGGCUAAUUCUUCACCUCCUUUCCUCUCCUAGUUGUGAGACAGAAUUGACAUUGUAUGAAUGACCAACUGUGUCCACCAGACAAUGACCUCUGCCUUUACUCCACUUUAUCCCCACAUUCCUAUGUGCACAGCUUGGAUAUACUUACACCUCCUCAGACAUUCAGGCUUCUAGUCUCUGGCCACAGCCUCUGAUUAUUGCUAGUCUCACGGACUUACUUCCUUGUAGACCUUUUUAGGUGUGUGUUUAGACUUGAGGGGCUCUUAUUUUGUUAGUAAUAAUGAAACCUAAUAGUAAUAGCAGCAUUAAUACUCAUUACUCUCCACUGAGUACUUGGUGUGUGUCAGAUGCUGUGGAAAGCACUUUAGAGGUAUUGGCUCUCUCUGACAAUACCUCCUAUGAUAGUUAACUCUUGUCAUCACCUUUUUCAAAUGAAUACCCCUGAAGCUCAGACUUCAAGUUCCCCAAGAGCCACUAGCCAGGAAUUGGGAAAGCCAAAAAUCUGACUUUAAAACUCAAGCUCUACUAUGCUGAACUGCUUCUCCUGUGGAAUCUUUAUUUAUAUGUAUGUAUAGUUAGAUCAGAACAUAAAUCAUUUUGAAAAAUCAAGUGACGUGCAAUGUAAAAAUAUUCAGCUAGAGAACCCCCUAAAGCAAUUCUGUGAUUAUACUUCUACAUGUUUUCUGAAAUAUUUGCUGUUAGAUAAAUCCUAACCAUUUCAACUUCUGGCUCAAGUUACAAAUUUUGCUUCCUUAACGAUAUGAAACAUUAUGUCAUUAAUAUCAAGUGAGUGUGUACAUUUCAUUUUUCUCUUUUUAUUAAAAAGUAUUGAAACAAUA
Molecule: messenger RNA, 2892 nt
Organism: Myodes glareolus (Bank vole)
Lineage: Eukaryota; Metazoa; Chordata; Mammalia; Rodentia; Cricetidae
Gene: Steep1
Product: STING1 ER exit protein 1
Biological process (GO): endoplasmic reticulum to Golgi vesicle-mediated transport; endoplasmic reticulum membrane organization
Source: RefSeq, a predicted model, not a curated record